CGGCAGAGGGAGGCCUCGGGCUGGGCCGCGGGAAGGAGCGUCUUGGCUCGAGAUGGGCCCCGGCGGUGGGGAGUGGGGGAUCGUCCCCCAUGCCCCUGAGGGCCAGCCAGCUGGGCCUGUGCUGUGGCCCGACCUAGGCUGCCCUUCCGGAGGGUGUGGGCUCCAGCUAUGCUGCCCUGUCUGGAUGUCACAUAGCAGACAUGGUGACACACCCUGAUGGUGACAAAAUCCCUGACAUCCUGCAGCCACCCACCCGGGAAGGUGGGCCAAGCCAGCUGGGAGUGGCCCUGGAGGCUGGGCUCCGACCCUUGGGGGUGGCCUCUCCCACACCAAGGUUUUUGCCACCAGGUCUGUCACUGUGGUAACUGCUAUAGCAACCGCUGUAGUAACACAGUGGGAAAGGCCUUGGCAAAAAGCCCUCCUGGCGACACAGGCCUUUCCACAGGGGAGGCCCUGGGGCAGGCGUUCACGGGCGCAGUCCCCCCAGGGGCCAGUACGUCAUCGGCCGUGGGGUGUGGCGUGGUCUAGGGCACAGGCAGUGUGGCCAGGAGGUCCAGUCUGCUCAUGGUGGGGGACAGUGCCCAGACACGAGGCUGCAGGGGGUCUCUGGCUGCAGAGCAGGGUCUCUGGGUCUCCAGCCAUGACCCCCAGGGAUCCCGGGGGGAACGUGCUAGCGGCAUGCCAGUGGACGGCGUCCCCCGCACCCUCCUGGUGUUGGGAGGGCCGACAGGUGUGCACGCCUCUGAGUGAGUCGCUGAUUUGCGUGCUUCCCGGUCUGAUAGGCUUGGGCAGGAGCUGACUGGCAGGGACGUCCCUCUGGGGCUGUGCUUUGCUGCCACAGUGGGUUUGGGUCACGGGCCGUGCCUCUGUGGUUGCCAUCUUACCCCCUGGUGACGUGGCCCCCUUCAAAAUCGCAGGCACAGGGCGGUGUCUCGGCUCCGGGGUGGGGUUUUUGAUGGGCGCUGUGACGCUGUGGUCAUCAUAGCAACUAGCACCAUAGCCAUAGCUAUCCCACAGUGCCACAGGCCCGUUCUCAAACCCCCUGGCGGGGGCCGGGCUGAGGGAAAUGCGGGGGAGAGGCUGAGCUGUGGGCGGAGGCAGAGCCCCGGAGUCUGUGGGACGGGCUCAGGGCUGCAGUGUCCCGCAGGGAGCCUGAGCAUGGCCUCUCCCAUCGGGCCAUCAGCUCUGUCCUGAGGCUCCGAGCAGGGCUGUGCCCAGGUCUGGAACCCAACCCCGCUGUGAUGACCUCCUGUGUACACACAUUUUCCCCAAAGUGUGUGGGUUGCCUCGGGGCCAUCUGUUCUCCCAGGACCGGCGGGUGCCCCCCACUCAGGAAGGCCAGGAGCAAAGCAGGAGCCACUCGGGGUCCGCCUUGCACCUGACCAUCCCUGGUGCCAUGGUGAGCAGUGCCUGGUCCUUCUGGUUCCGGAAGGCCUGGAGCAGGUGACAGGGGCCCAGCAACCUUCCUCCCCGGCCCACAUGCCCCUGGCUGAGCGUCUGCUGCUUGCAGAGCCCCCUGCAGAGGACACUGGCGGCUCUUCCCGAGACAGGUCCCUCCUGAGCCCACACAGCUCCGGGCCAUGAAGCAUGGCGUAGUUCACCCCGCUUGAGGCUCUUGGCAGCGCCCACCUGGGCCCUGGGGUGCUCUGAGGGUGAUCACAGGUCAGCGCCCACCUGGGCCCUGAGUUCAUGGGUGGUGAUCAUGGGGGAGCACCCAUAGGGCCUUGGGGUGCACUGGUGGUGGUCACGCGGCCGUGGCCAUAACCAGGCCUGGGAUCGUGGUGUCUGUGGAACAGAGACUGCUCUGUGUCUGUCCCAACUCCCGACCACCAGGGUGUCAGCACGGUGCCAGCACAGCCUGCUGGGUACCCUUGCGGGCAGGGGCUGAAGACCGGUCCUUUGCUGGGACCCCUCCCCUGCCAGCCCAUGGCCCUGAGGGUCCCAGUCCUGGGGCUGCCCCUCUGCAACCUCUGCCUCGGUGGCCCUCAGGGUCCCCAUCCUAGAGGCCUUGGUGCUGCCUUUGCUCUGAGGUCUCAGCAGGUGGGCACUGCCCCGGGCCCUCCACUGGCUCCCCUGGGGGUGGUGCCAAGCCCAGACCCCCACCCCACAGGCAGCAGAAUCUGCAGGUCCAGGACUUGGUGCGGUUUCCAGCCCCAUGAGGAGGGGGGAUUUGAAAAUCCUUGACAGAGACACAUGGGAGGGGUAUUCUCAGGCUCUGACGCCCUGGGGGAGACGCCCUGGUUGGGAGUGGCUGCUCUGUGGGGGAUGCACCCCAGAGCCUGCACUGGGCGGGGAUUUGAACAGGGCCUGUGUCCAGUGGGUGCAGCUGCCAACACUGCUACGACACUCUCAGGGCCACAUGCACCCCUGGCUUGACAAGAGAGGGGGUGGGUCUGGCACCCCUGCCCCACCUCACACCUGCUGCAAGGUGGGGAGCAGCUUCCCCCGACACUGUCCUUCCCAGGCUCUGGGCGAGAGGUGCACUUCCUCCUCGGGGACCCUCGUGGCCGCUGCUGACCAGGGACACCUGCCUGACAAGGGAGACCGGAUGUGCAGGGACCCAGUGUUGGCAAAAUUUCCGUGAGCUAUCACGUUAAGAAGAAGGAAAGGGAUUGGAGCCAGACUGAGGCUUAGAACCCGGGAGACCGACUCUGACACUCUCGGGGCUGCCCUGCUUGUGAGACGUCAAGGCACAGCCGUAGACGUGUUGGAGACAAAGGAGCAUACGUCCCUAUGACGCCCUGGUGCUUCUCCCCGACUUCACCGAGGACCCCUAGUCUGGGGGGCAGACACCAGGGAGCAGCAAGCUGGGUGCUCCCUGGACUAGGGGUCCUCGGUGCCCACAGUGUGAAAUACGUGACCUCCACGGAGCUGGACGGAACGCGGCUCUCCCGGGAGCUACGUGGCUGGUGUCAGAAGGAAGGGAGACGGAUCUUUCCCAUCCCAUCGAGCGAGCGGCCUGUCCUCCUGCUGGGAGCUCCAGGGACUGUGUCAGGCAGAUGCCCACACGCACAGGAGGCGCGAGAGGCCCACACCAACUCAGAGAGAAUUUUGUGUUCGAUUUCCCCUUGUCCUGCCUUCCACCUAAAAUUCGUUCCAUUGGCUUUUCUGGGUCAGCUCGAGUGGGGAGAGGAGAGGGUGACAAGCGGCCUCCACGGUGGGCUCCUGGGGGUUCUCUGGGGUGGAGACCUUGGCUAAGGGAGGGGCUUUCCUUUCCCGGUGAAGAUCCUGGAUCCAGGGCUGUCCCUGGCCUUGAAGGCCGGGAUGAGCUACCAGUCGGGCCCCCUGCCUGGUUUGUGCCGGGGAUCGAGGAACCGGGCAGUCUGUCUUCUCGGAACGCCGUUUGGCGCUGGCCCUGUGUUGGUCUGCAGACCACGCUGUGUUUGCUUCCCCUUUGGGGGCACUGGAGCAGGAUUCAUUUGGCGGGCGGUUCUGUGUCCCUCUGGUCCUGGAGCAGCUGCCGCAGCCACGACAGGGUUUGUGGAUGUGGGGAGCUCAGCCCGCAGCUGCCUGAGCAGGAGUCCCCCUUGCAGGUAGUGCAACCUCAGUCAUCUCAGGGCUUUCUCCAGGCUCAUCCUCAGGUCCUCCUGAGUCAGUCAUCUUACAGUUUAGAGCCGGAAAGGACAUGCUAGGCAGGUAUGUCAAGGAUGUACGAACACACUCGGUACCUGCCGGGUCCUUCCAGCGUACCCCGGGCAGCCCGUGAGUGAGUUGGCCAGGUAGCCAAGGCACGCAGCAUCAGAGCUGGCCAGGGGAGAGCAGGUGGGGUGGGGGCGGAGCCUCGGGAGGGGGCGGAGUUCCGGCAUGGAUGCAGCAGAGGCAGGUGCAUGGACUGUCCACUGGCCAGUCGCUGCCUGUGGAGCACAGCCUUGUGGGCGACGGACGGUGAAGCAGGAGCCCAGGGGGCACCUCCAGCUUGAAGACCUGUGCUGUGUCCUGCUCCUGGAGGGGGCGUGGGGGGCGGGUGGUGGAAGGGCAGGGCUUUGGCUCCCUCCCGGGCCCGGUGCUAUGGAGAGCAGCGCGCAGGUUCUGGACCUUUGGCUGUGGCAGGAAGUUCAGGUGCAGCAGACGAGGGAUGCUCAGGGUGGAGGAAGGUGGUGACAAGAAUGUGGCAGGAGCCACUGUCUGGACACCAACCCAGCACCUGGGCGUCACCUCCUCUGGUCCCCACCACUCGUCCCAGGGGCACCAUUCCUGUUCUGAUGACUGAUUAUGGGCUGAGCACAGGCAGCGGGGGGCUCUGCACCAGAUCACCUGCCAGCUGCCGGCCGAGCCAGGUCUCCGGGGCCCAGAGCGCUGGGUGCGUGGCCUGCAGGAUGGUCCAGGACCUGUGAUCCCCCAACGAGGGUGUGACGGCCAGAGCAAAGCCUUAGGCCUCCCGAGGGGACCACCAUGGGGGUCAGGGGGGAGCUGGUCCCCCCAUCUCCUCCAGACCACUGUGCAUAGCCCCCGGCCCAGAGCGACGGCUCUUCUGGACCCCAGGGUGGGGCAGUGCGGCCUCCAAGGUGUGCUGGGCGGGUUGGCGUCCAUGAGGAAGGGCAGCGGAGCCCAGGAGGAGGUGCUGCAUCUGGGGGCCCCCUUGGGAACAUGUCCUCCACACUCUCACAUGUCCCAGCCUUUGGCCAGCAUCCCCUCCUGGUCCUCGGGGCUGCCCCCUCCUGGCGCCCUGGUGGACUUGGGUCCGCCUCUCGGGACCUUCCAUCCCUGAGCUUUGGAAACGCUUUGGGGAUUUUAAGCGCUUCGACCCCCAGGAAUUGUGGAGAAAAAAGGAGGGCGCCCAGCCCAGAGGUGAGUGACAAGCCUGCAGGGCCCAGAGGCCAUGCCCCCUCCUGGCCCGCCCCGUGAGAAACACGAGGAGCCAGAACCUUCCCCGGGGGUGUCUGAACCUUCAGUGAGCAGGCCAGACCCACGCAGGCCAGACACGCUGUCACGCGCACGCACACCCGAGCCCCGCACAGGGUGAGGCACUGGCUGCAGGAGGAACCAGAGUUCGCUGGAGGCUGAGAAGUGGGCGGGCUCUGCGCCCCACCCCCCAGGGGGGGCCCUCCCGGGAAUUGGGAGUUGGGGAGAUGCAGGACUUGGGAGGAACUGGAGCCCCCGCGGAGGACGGCAGGGCUGCAGCGCCACCACUCCCGCCCGCGGCAGGACACCCCUGUCCCUGGGCGCUGUCAGGAUGAGUCCUUGCAGCCGCUGGACGCUGCUUUAGGGUUCCGGGCGUCCCUGCGUCGUGGGCCUCUCCACUGGGCUCCUGCUGUGUGCAGCCCAUGGGACCGGACUUCCUGGACAGCCUGCAACUGGGCGCCCCCACCAGCUCACAGUCCCGGCUGGGGAGGGGCAGAGGCUAGCUCCCCGCUGAGGGCCACCCCACCCCGUAGGAGCCCCUCGUCAGAGACCCCGCAAGUGGGCGCCUUCCCCAGCGGUGCCCCCUGCCCUGCGCCCUGGCCUCGAGAGUCCAGAGGCUCGGCCUGUCCUGAGUGGGGUCUGCCCGCCCGGCACCCUCCUCCCUGGGCUCCACACCUGCCUUGGUGGGUCCCCCAGGAUGGCCCCCAGCUUCUCUCCCUGGGGUCACACAGCCCACCCUCAGGCUGCUCUCCUGCGCUCUUGGGUUUCUGUCUGGGGGGGCCACACGCCCAGUGACCUUCACUGCCCCCGGCACUGGGACUCACACAGGAGCCCAGGCAGCUGCCCGGCCAGGGCCACUGACCCCGAGGGCAAGGGCCAGCGGACAGCCUCAGGGUGCCCGGGCCCUCGUCAGGGUGGCCACUGACUUCAGCCUUGUCUGCCCCCCCGGGUGGAUGACAUCCUUCUUCCUACCGCCCUCAGGGCCUUGCAGGUCCCUCCUGGGCACGUCCACAGCUCUGGCCAGAACGAUUGCCCCUCCCGGCCCGAGCCUGGGGCCACACGCCCCAGUUCUCCUGCAUCCCAGGGAAGGUGCUGGGCAGAGGCCACUUCCUGGAGCAGGCCUAGUAUAGCAGCCUCCUCCACAUCAGGAAGAGGGGCGCUCCCUCUCCCGAGACACCGGACCCCACAGUCCCAGCUCGCAGGGCCAGCCCACAUCCCAGAGCACACUGCUCUGGGGCCGGACCGUGGCCCGGUCUCCAGGGCCUGCGGCAGCCCUGCAGGGGCUGUGCUGGUCUGGCGCCCUGGGCAGGGCCGCGCCCCAAUCGGGCAGCUCUGAGCGAGAGGCAUUCUGCUCCUCGGGCUUCCCGCCUGCCCGGACCCCGGGCCUAGGAAGCUCGCUGCCAAAUGGUAAUAAGGGCUGCAGCUUAGUUUCUGAGGGGAGCCCGGGCCCCCGGGGGACAGGUGAGCGGUCUCGGAACCCAGAGCAAGCUGUCUGGCAGCCUGACCAGAAAGGAAGGCAUCCGAUGGGGGGGCAGGGGUGGGGGGCGGCCUCGUGGCCUGAGAGGAGGGCCUCGGUUGGGAGGGACUUGUGAUUCACCUGCCCUCAGACCAAAGCUCUGACGACCCGCUUCCUUAAAGGAGACCCGCCUCGAUGAAGAUCCUCUGAAGGCGACGCCCUGUUUAGAAGCCCCCCACCCAGGUCUCCCGCCUGCGAACCAUGCCGACUCCUCGCGGAGGGCAGAGCCCCCACCCCCACCCUCAUGAGGCUCAGACAGGCCCCCCGAGGUUCCCUUUUCCCUCUGCGCAGGGUCAGCCCUGGAGCCCCUGCGGACUCUCCCAGGGCAGGUGUCUCCCCGGGUCCCUCACCGUGAACACCCCGGUCUCGCCAGAAAAAAGGAGGGGGGCUCCAGGGGAAUCCCACCUGCCGAAGAGCGUCAGAUCUGAAAGCCCGAAAGCCCUGUGCAGACCCGGCCAGCUCCACUCUCCUCCUGCAGGGGCCGCCAGCCCCUCGACUCCUGCUGCCACAGGGCGGACAGAUGGACACUGACCUCUGCUCAGGUCCACUCUCCGUCCCCCGGCCCCCAGACGUGCAUGCUCCCUUCUCUUCUGGCAGACGGACCAAAUCAGGGCCACCUGUCUAGAUGGUCAACCCCCCUUUUCCCAGCGUUUACGAGGAAGACAUAGGAUUUCUCUUCAUUCCUGAGAAACGGGUAGCCCUUUUCCUGAAACGUGCAUUUGAAAAGGAGGGCGGAGGUAAGGGUUCCAGAAGGCCGGGUAGAGGGUGGGCACCUCCAAUGGCAGAGGCAAGGGCCUCCUGGGAUGAGCUGGUUCCCUGAAGGCCGGAAAAAAUCAUUUCCCUCAAUACCUACCAGCCUCUCCCUGUUGUGACAGAUCAUGAAGCCAAGUCGAGGCAGACCUGCAAUGGGGCUUGUGGGCCCUGCCUCAUUUCUGCCGUUUUGUGGGAUGUCUGUGGAAGCCAGGCUUAUAAAAUGGACUGUAAGCCUGGCCGGUCCUGCCCUGGUCUCGGGGUCCAGAUGUGUGAGCUUCCUUGGAGCCGCCACCUGUUGGGCUUGAAAAGGGGCCGGGCUUCAGAAGGUUCUGCGUGACUUCCCUGAGCUCAUUAUUACGGAGACGACUGGGGUCCUCUUUCUCACGCCCUCAUGAGGCGGGUCUCGCCCGGGCCAGGGCCCAGAUUCCGGCCUGCUCUUCGCGGGUGCAGCCAGACCCCUUUCAAGACCACAUGGCUGUCUUGCCAGGUCAAGUCAAAGGCUGUGUACGGUAAGGGCCCGAACUUCUCUGAUCAAAGUGGCAGCGUCCUGGCUGCAGGAGCCUCGUUUGUUCCGGAUGUGACAGAGCGAGCAGACAUGGGCACCGGAGCCCGGGCCCCGAGAGCGCCCCAGGCUCCACUGUCAAAUUCCCAAAGGGGGAGCGCCGUGGGGCCCGGCUCAUGGUGAUGCGCCCUCCGUGACCUGGUGCAGGGAGGGGAACGAGGGCUCCUCUCUGGGGACGCAGGUGGGACCUGAAGUGCUGAGGCUCAGUGCCGGAGGCUGGUGAGAUCGAGGACGGGUAGGCUCAUCUAGACUAGCUGGCGGGAAGGGGUGGGUGGGGUGGGGGGCACCAGGCGAUAGAGUAGGAGAGAGACACAUACAGCGGGAGUCCCUCACACCUAGAUUUUGGCUGAGGGCCCUAGAGCCUUGGACAUGGGGAACCUCCGACCAUUUUCCACGUCAGCGUGUCUGGGUCAGAUUGCUUCCAGCUGUUGAGAAUACAGCCAAGGCGAGAGGCUGCAGGGGGCUCCCGGGAUGUACCAGAACCCAUUCUUAGCCUCCACGCAGUAGAAUAGGGGUACUCAGAGCCACCGACUGGCCAAAGGUGUGCCUUAGUGUCUCAGCGACGUCUCCGAGGCACUGAGGCGCAAAGCUGCAACCGUCUCCACAGUCGUGUCUGGCUUGGGGGAGGUGGCCAGAGAAGCGGGGACCUGUGCCACUAGGGCACCACGGGAAUUCCCAGGAACCAGCUGAGGCUGACUCGCUUUUCGCAGAGCCCCUGGGAUGUGCCUUAUGGUCCUACUGGGGAGGCGGUGGCCAGCGACAAGGGACUCUGUGUUUGCCUUGAGCACUAAGUGCCUCUUGUUGCAAAGAACUUAUCUUGAUGGGGGCAGAUGCUCUCAUAGCCUGGUCCCUUCUCUGUCCCCCUUGUCCUCUCACAGGUGUCUUCGAGGGGCAGGCAGCCCUGAGGACUCUUAACUGCCUGCACGGUACGAGCUGUCCCGGUCCGCAGCUGGGAGGGAAAAAGAAAGGAGGACGCCUCACCCAUCAGGUGGCCGGUACUAAGGUGCAGUGCUUGGUGGGGCCUUCGGAGCACACCACGUCGUAACCUGGCCCGAGUUCCCCAGCUGCUUCCCCAGCUACUCACCUGUUCCCAGAGGGUCGCAGAAAGAGAGAAGGGAGAGGGAGGGGGAGAGACCCCCAGUAAGUCCCCGUGCAGGACCGAAAUGUCUCGGUCCAUGGGCACAGUUUGGAAAGACAAUUUUCCAGACUCGUGGCGAGGGGAAGACAAAGGACAGGUUGCCGGCAGAGACGCGCUUGGUGCAGAGGGACGACCUCCUGAUCUUCGGGGGGACCUGGCCGCAGGGGCGUUGGUGGGCCUGUUGACCGUGUCGCAGUCACUCGGCAAGUCUUCGCUGGCCAGCAGGAGGACUCUACAUGCUGCACACAGACAGGCCUCUGCUUCCCUCUCCCUUCGGGUUUCCACACUCGCGACCCCGGACACAGCCCUGCCGCCUGCCCCCAGUCAGGCACCACUGAGUGCAUGUCCAGGCCCCGCCUGCCUCGCCCUGUGUCUGUUACCUAAUCCCCUCAGGUGACCCGCCCGGGAGUAGGUGCCCACAGCCCCAGGCUCCCUUUGUUCCCAGUCAGCAUCUCCUUGGAAAGCAGUGGCUGCAGCUAGAGGCUCAGGCCUGGCUUCUCUGGGGUCCUCCUUUUGUCCGUUCUUCUUGACAGAUGUCCCUGAGUAGGGACACAAACCCGGCAGAAGGCCAGGUCACCCUGAAGGAAGCCCUCUGGCUGCUUGGGUUCUGGGCAGUGCUGGCCUCAGUCCAGUGCUCUCAAGGCCGCCCCUCGUGGCGUUACAUCUCCUCAGAGGUGGUGAUUCCCAGGAAGGAGUUACACCAUGGCAAGGGCGUUCAGAUGCCAGGCUGGCUCUCCUACAGCCUGCAUUUUGGGGGCCAGAGGCAUAUUAUCCACAUGCGGCCCAAGAAAAUCUUUUGGCCUGGACACCUGCUCGUGAUGACUCAGGAUGACCAAGGAGCCUUGCAGAUGGACUACCCCUUCAUCCCUUCCGACUGUUACCACCUCGGCUACUUGGAGGAGAUUCCUUUCUCCAGGGUCACGGUGGACACAUGCUAUGGGGGUCUCCGAGGCUUUAUGAAGUUAGAUGACUUAACCUACGAAAUCAACCCCAUGAGGGAGUCUCAAAGGUUUGAACACGUCGUUUCUCAGAUAGUAGCAGAUGCCAAUGCAGUGGGACCUAUGUAUACACUGGGCUCCAAAGAGGAAGAAGACGCCCUGUUCUCUCUAGAAGAUGCCAGUGCAGCCCCCAGGAUCGCUAGUAAGUCCUAUGCAUCUCAUAGAGCAAAACUGAAAGGAUUUCUUCAUUGUACUCGGGAAAUGCAUAAUUCCCUAGGAAAUCUGUCAAACUCUAUUACCUACCUGAUAGAUUUAGGUAGUAUAAUGGACUCGAUGAUUCUAACUCUUGAUACAAGGUACUAUAUUAGCAGCCUGCUUGUUUAUAAUAACCGUGACCCAGUCAACACAGGCGAUCUUGCAGAGGGAGGUGCAUACUACCAGUAUUAUCAGAGCACUCUGUAUCCAAGUCUUGAUCCACACACAGCCCUUAUCCUGAAUAGACAUCAUCCAAGAGACAAUCAAUAUGAGGUGCAAAUAUACGGGGUGUGCGGCCGCCGUAACCUCCUCCCAGUUGGUCACUUGGGCAGACAUAAAAUAAUGGUAGGUGUCGUUGCAUCUGCCAUUACUGGGAGGUCUAUAGGUCUGUAUUAUGACAGUAUGAGCUGCAUUUGCCAGAGAAGGUCCGUCUGCCUUAUGUUCUACUCUCCUUCAUUAACAGACACCUUCAGUAACUGUUCCUUUGUACACAUCCAACAUGUAUAUUUUUAUUCUGGUAAGAAGUGCAUGUUUCAGACUGCAUCUGUGUAUCACAACAGAAGCCUGGCAAACGAUCGUUGUGGAGAUAAGAAGGUGGACCCUGGGGAGACCUGCGACUGUGGCUCCAUUAAGGAGUGUUACAGCAACCCCUGCUGUACCGAUGAAUGUCGGCUUACCCCCGGAAGUUCUUGUAGUGUAGACCUGUGCUGUUCAAACUGCAACUAUUCCCGCCCUGGGACACUCUGCAGGCCAACCCAAAAUAUAUGCGACCUUCCCGAGUACUGCACUGGUACAGAAAGGUUUUGUCCUGGUGAUGUUUAUUUGCAAGAUGGAACCCCGUGCUCCGAGGAGGGCUAUUGCUAUCAUGGAAAUUGCACGGACCGCUCCAUGCAUUGCAAAGAGAUCUUUGGCAGAAAUGCUGUGAACGCUGCAAAUGAGUGCUAUUCUAUCAACAAAAGGGGCCAUCGGUAUGGACACUGUAGAAAACGACCUGAGGCUGUCGACUUUACUGCUUGCAGUGAUGCUGAUGUACUGUGUGGAAGGUUGCAAUGUACCAAUGUCACUCACCUUCCAGUGUUGCAAGAGCAUGUUGGAUUUCAUCAGUCUGUGAUAUCAAGUGAGUUGUGCUUUGGGGUGGACGUGCACCGUGGGACUGAAACAAAUGAUGUUGGUCAUGUGAGAACUGGCACCCUCUGCAGGCCUCGAGUGUUUUGUUCAAAUACCUACUGCAACGGCACUUUGACUGAUCUGAGGUAUGACUGUAUCCCCGAGAAGUGCAGUUAUAGAGGGAUUUGCAACAAUAGAAGGAACUGCCACUGCCACAUAGGCUGGGAUCCCCCAUAUUGCGUACAGGAAGGUGUUGGAGGAAGCGUGGACAGCGGACCGCCGCAAGAACGAAAGAGGUCGUUAAAACAAACCCGAGCGCCAAUCAUCUAUUUGAGACUGCUCUUCGGUCGCCUUUAUGCCUUCAUAGCUGCGAUGCUCUUUGGUGUGGCCACAAACAUAAAAUCUAUCAAGACCACCACAGUUAAGGAAGUAACAGUGAAUGCUUAGAUAUCCUGAACCAGCCUCCUGACCCUUGUUCAACUACAGGCAAUGUAGAAGGAACAUGUGUGAGAAAAUCAGGAAUGAGAUGCCACAGCUGAAGUUCACUUCCUAGAAGUCUGUGGAGCAGGGCUGGGGGCUUAUACCGUGAGUGGUCAGAAUUCUCACACCAGGUCUCUUUGAGAAGCUGCUUCCCGGCAUGCUGAAAUAAAACCUAAGAACACA
This is a messenger RNA of Phacochoerus africanus (Common warthog), 11774 nucleotides long. Its product is annotated as disintegrin and metalloproteinase domain-containing protein 21-like. Gene Ontology annotation, cellular component: sperm head plasma membrane; external side of plasma membrane; plasma membrane. Gene Ontology annotation, biological process: proteolysis; male gonad development. Bases 9345 to 11558 code for a protein of 737 amino acids. Gene Ontology annotation, molecular function: metalloendopeptidase activity. The record is from RefSeq and is a predicted model, not a curated record. The transcript is spliced from 3 exons. Lineage: Eukaryota; Metazoa; Chordata; Mammalia; Artiodactyla; Suidae.